Messenger RNA from Scaptodrosophila lebanonensis, 2172 nucleotides. Its product is annotated as protein brown. Gene Ontology annotation, biological process: transmembrane transport. The record is from RefSeq and is a predicted model, not a curated record. Gene Ontology annotation, cellular component: plasma membrane. Bases 1 to 2001 code for a protein of 666 amino acids. Gene Ontology annotation, molecular function: ATP hydrolysis activity; ABC-type transporter activity; ATP binding. NCBI's taxonomy places the organism in Eukaryota, Metazoa, Arthropoda, Insecta, Diptera, Drosophilidae. The transcript has 8 exons.
AUGGAGGAGGAGUCCAGUGGACAGCCGGGCUUGUGCCUGGAAUGGAAACGGCUUAACUACUACGUGCCGGCGCAGGAAGAGAGCAACUAUAGCUUUUGGAAUGAGUGUCGGAAGAAGCGCGAGUUGCGCAUUCUGCAAGAUGUCAGUGGCCACAUGAAGACUGGCGACCUCAUCGCUAUACUUGGCGGGUCGGGUGCUGGCAAAACCACGCUAUUGGCCGCUAUUUCGCAACGCCUGCGUGGUAACCUAACCGGUGAUGUGGUUUUAAACGGCAUGGUUAUGGAAAGGCAUCAGAUGACACGCAUCUCGAGCUUUUUGCCACAGUUUGAAAUCAAUGUUAAAACAUUUACGGCCUACGAACAUUUGUAUUUUAUGUCCCAUUUUAAAAUGCAUCGCAGUACGACGAAAUCAGAGAAACGCCAGCGCGUCAGUGACCUCUUAUUGGCGGUGGGAUUACGAGAUUCCGCCCACACACGCAUUCAGCAGUUAUCGGGCGGAGAGCGAAAGCGACUAAGUCUAGCCGAGGAGCUAAUUACAGAUCCAAUUUUUUUGUUUUGUGACGAGCCCACUACAGGAUUGGACAGCUUCAGCGCCUACACAGUGAUCAAAACGUUGCGUCAUUUGUGUACGCGCCGACGUAUAGCGAAGCAUUCGUUGACUCAGGUGUAUGGAGAGGACUCCUACUCCACACCCAGCGAUGAGAGUAUUAGCAACUCCUUUGAAAUGGAAGUUGUCGAUCAAUCACAUGAGAGUUUGCUCAGCUCGUGGAAAGAGUUGCCCACGCUGAACAUCCUAAAUAAUAGCCCUAAUGGCACGCAAAAAAAGGCAGCCAUAUGUUCCAUACAUCAGCCAACUUCUGAUAUUUUUGAGCUCUUCACACACAUAAUACUCAUGGAUGCCGGUCGCAUUGUAUAUCAGGGACGUACCGAGAAGGCGGCCAAGUUCUUUACAGAUCUGGGGUAUACACUGCCGCUGAACUGCAAUCCUGCAGACUUUUAUCUGAAGACACUAGCGGAUAGUCACAGCUCAGAAAAUGCGGGAGCGGUGCUGCGAGCCAAGUACGAGCACGAAACUGAUGGCCUGUACAGCGGUAGUUGGUUACUGGCCCGGAGCUACAGUGGGGAUUACCUGAAACAUGUGCAUAACUUCAAGAAGAUACGCUGGAUAUAUCAGGUGUAUCUGCUGAUAAUACGCUUCAUGACUGAAGAUUUGCGCAACAUAAAGGAUGCGCUCAUUGCUUUUGGAUUUUUUAUGAUCACCGCAGUAACGCUCUCCCUUAUGUACUCUGGAAUUGGCGGGCUGACUCAACGCACGGUUCAGGAUGUUGGUGGUUCGAUCUUUAUGUUAAGCAACGAGAUGAUUUUUACAUUUUCUUAUGGCGUCACUUACAUCUUUCCCGCCUCUUUGCCCAUUAUACGUCGAGAGGUGGGCGAGGGCACCUACAGCCUGUCGGCCUAUUAUGUGGCCUUGGUGUUGUCGUUUGUGCCAGUGGCCUUCUGCAAGGCCUAUAUAUUUCUUUCAGUUAUUUAUGCUUCUAUUUAUUACACUCGCGGUUUCGUGCUCUACAUCACCAUGGGCUUUCUUAUGGGUUUAUCGGCGACUGCUGCCGUUGGCUAUGGUGUAUUCCUCUCCAGCUUGUUUGAGACGGACAAAAUGGCUUCGGAGUGUGCGGCGCCAUUCGAUUUGAUUUUUCUCAUAUUUGGAGGCACUUAUAUGAAUGUAGACUCAGUACCUUUGCUGAAGUAUUUCUCAUUGUUCUUCUACUCGAACGAGGCACUGAUGUACAAUUUUUGGAUUGACAUUGACAAUAUCGAUUGCCCGGACAACGAUGAACACCCGUGUGUCAAAACAGGCCUAGAGGUACUGCAGCAGGGCUCCUAUCGUACUGCUGAUUAUACAUAUUGGCUAGAUUGUGUUAGUUUGCUGAUCGUUGCUUUGGUCUUCCACAUCGUCUCCUUUAGGCUGGUGCGGCGAUAUAUUAACCGCAGUGGUUACUAUUAAAUAAGUAUGGACAUUUGCUAUUUCAAUUUUUAUUUUUACAAGUUUAUAAUGUUUUCAUUAGUGCGUAUUCAAUUUGAAGUUCUUGGCCCAUUUUACACAUAUGUAAUAUGUAACUAGUUAAAUAUUUGUAACUUUAAGCACAAUUUGUUUCUCGUUCUUUAGAUUCUAACU